This is a messenger RNA of Myotis brandtii (Brandt's bat), 776 nucleotides long. RefSeq names its product solute carrier family 16, member 11 (gene SLC16A11). The record is from RefSeq and is a predicted model, not a curated record. Lineage: Eukaryota; Metazoa; Chordata; Mammalia; Chiroptera; Vespertilionidae. Gene Ontology annotation, molecular function: monocarboxylic acid transmembrane transporter activity. The annotation marks the transcript as partial. Gene Ontology annotation, biological process: monocarboxylic acid transport; transmembrane transport. The transcript is spliced from 4 exons.
GCGGCCUUCCUGGUGAACGGGCUCUCCUACGGGCUGCUGCGCUCCCUGGGCCUGGCCCUCCCUGACAUCGCUGAGCACUUCGACCGGACCUCUCAGGACACGGCGUGGGUCAGCGCCCUGGCCCUGGCCGUGCAGCAGGCAGCCAGUCCAGUGGGCAGCGCCCUGAGCACCCGCUGUGGGGCGCGCCCCGUAGUGAUGAUUGGGGGCGUCCUCACCUCCCUCGGCUUCCUCUUCUCGGCUUUCGCGGGAAGUCUGCUGCACCUCUACCUCGGCCUGGGCGUCCUCGCCGGCGCCGGCUGGGCCCUGGCGUUCGCCCCUGCCCUGGGCACCCUCUCCCGCUACUUCUCCCGCCGGCGAGUCCUGGCCGUGGGGCUGGCACUGACGGGCAACGGAGCCUCCUCGCUGCUCCUGGCGCCGGCCUUGCAGCUCCUCCUGGAUACUUUCGGCUGGCGGGGGGCCCUGCUCCUGCCUCUCAAUUCCUUCCCCUUCCUCUCAGGCUUCCUCAGGGAUGAGACCGGAGACUUCACGGCCUCCUUCCUCGUGUGUGGCUCCUUCGUCCUCUCAGGCAGCUCCAUCUACCUGGGGCUGCCUGGGGCGCUGCCCUCCUGCAGUCGGGCCUCACCUCCAGCCACCCCUCCCCCUGAGAGGGGGGAGCUGCUCCCAGCUCCUCCGGGGGCCCUGCUGUCCCCAGGAGGCCCGCAUGCCACUGCCGACACCUCCUGUUGACCAUUUUCUUUUGGUUUGAGCCCCUCCUUCAAUAAAAAAUUUCCAAUGUG